AUGGGACCUUUAAGCGUAUCAGACGCAAUCUUGUGUCGUGUGUUCCCAACCACCCUCACAAGAACAGCUUAUAGAUGGUAUAACAAACUCAAGCCAGGGUCCAUCGAGAGCUUCGCCUCACUAUUGGCAGAAUUCCUCAACAAGUACUGCACUAAUAUACCAGCUAAAACGACCACCAGCGUCCUAAGGCCGUGCAUUCAGGAAGAAGGAGAAACGCUAAGAAGCUACAUUGAACGGUUCAACAAACAAACUAUGAAGAUAGACAACUUGAAUGUUGAUAUGGCAACAGAAGCACUGCGAGAAGGAACGCGAUUCGGAAAGUUGGUGGAUAAACUGCUGGUCAACAAACCCACCACUUUCUCAAACUCGAUGGGCAUAGCCCAAAAAUAUUUCGAGCUUGAUGAAGGCCGCAGGGCUAUUCGCGGAAAAGAGGAGAAAGGGAAAGAAUCAAAGAAAAAACCCAAAGAGAAGUCAAAAUCAAGAUCGGAAGAUAGACGGGGAAGGCCUGAAGAGACCAGGCGCUUCGCCCCCAAGGGGAGAUACGAGCCAAGGUAUGACCCCCGACACGCUGAAUGUAAUUACAUGCCGCUGAAUACCAGCCGAAUUAACGUCCUCAUGUGGAUCAAGGAGAAUGUAAAAAAUAUGGUAUGGCCACCCAAGAUGAAGGAUGAGAUUAGAGACUCCAGGAAAUUCUAUAAAUUUCAUGAAGAACACGGGCACGAAACGGACGAGCGCCGAGAUUUAGAAGUAGAAAUAGAAAGAAUGAUAGAUACAUGCGAGUUAAGGAAGCUCAUAGCUCACAAAACAAAAGGCAGUGAUAAGGGAGAAAAGAGAAGUAGGGACGACAAAGGAAAAGAAAAGGAAGAAGAAAGGCCAUCCAAGAUUCUGGGAACUAUACACAUGAUCAAUGGAGGAGGACAUAGCAGUUCGACCAUUAGGAGAAAACAUAGGAGAGAAGUGAUGAAUAUUAAGGAGACACACAUGCCACCGGUGAUCUUUGACGUCGAGGAUUAUGAGCAGGUGAAAGCACCCCAUAAUGACGCUCUGGUGGUAACAACCAUCAUUGAAAAUUAG
This is a messenger RNA of Mercurialis annua (annual mercury), 1074 nucleotides long. RefSeq lists its product as uncharacterized. The record is from RefSeq and is a predicted model, not a curated record. The transcript has a single exon. Lineage: Eukaryota; Viridiplantae; Streptophyta; Magnoliopsida; Malpighiales; Euphorbiaceae. The coding region runs from base 1 to 1074 and encodes 357 amino acids.